AUGGCGGAACCAGUUGUCGAGGAGAAUCAUACGCCUCCUCACACUAAUCCUUCUAAAUUCGAUUCUUCCAUCGUGAUCCCUUCUCCUUUUCCAUUCGAUGAUAAUUUCUACAAUUCUAGCUCCGAUCAGGCUUUACUUGAGAAGUCGAUCUCUGAUCUGAGGUUUUUGAUCGACGGCGACGGAGACUUCGAGUUGACUUUUGACACUGUCGACGACCUCUACUUUCCAUCUGAGAACAAAUCGUUCGCAAUUCCUGCUGAUGCUACGAACCGAGAGACGUUCGGCGAUUUUACGCCGUCGUCGAUAAUUUCAGGCGAUUGUGUGUUAUCUACUUCAGGCUACUGCAAUCGGAAAUCGCCUAUGGAUUCUGCUUGCUCCGGUACUGAGCAGAGCUUGAGUUUAUCGACUCAGAAGCUUAAGAUGGAAGAGGAAGCUACUACGACAUCCAUUACGAAGAGGAAAAAGGAGAUUGAAGAAGAUACGAGCGACGAAUCGAGGAACAACAAAUACAGAAGAUCGGAUGCAAGCGUUGUCACAGGUGGUGAAGAAGAUGAUGAGAAGAGGAACGCGAGACUGAAUAGAAACCGUGAAAGUGCUCAUCUAUCAAGGCAGAGGAAGAAACAUUACGUAGAGGAGCUAGAAGAAAAAGCCAAGAAUAUGCAAUCCAUAAUUUCGGAUUUGAACAGUAAGAUGUCUUAUUUCAUGGCCGAGAACGCCACUCUGAGGCAACGAGUAGGUCCCGGAAGUGGCAUGUAUCGGCCAAUGCCUUACCAGUGGAUGCAUGUAUCGGGUCCGGCUUAUAUGGUGAAACCGCAAGGCUCUCAAGUGCCUCUGCUUCCUAUUCCUCGGUUGAAAAAACCACAACAAUCGGUUCCUAAGGCGAAGAAGAGAAAGAAGGUUGCUAGUGUUAGUGUUCUUGGUUUCCUCUUUUGUCUAUUUUUGUUUGCUGCAUUGGCUCCCACUGUGAACUUAAACUAUGGAGGAAUUAGCGGUGCCUUUUAUGGCGAGUAUGAUCAGCUUAGAGGAAGAGUCUUGGAUGUGUCUGUUAAUAGCAAUAGAGUAAACUGUGGAAGAAACGUAUCUGCAAGAGAGAACUCUGUGCCUCGUAGAAAUAGUAGUGAGCCUCUAGUUGCAUCGCUGUUUGUUCCGAGGAAUGAAAAGCUUGUCAAGAUCGAUGGGAAUUUGAUUAUUCAUUCUGUUUUGGCGAGCGAGAAAGCCAUGGCUUCUGAAAAGAAGAUCCAAGGGAAAAGUGUUGCAGCAACUACUAAAGAAGUUUCUUCUGCGUUGCUUGUACCUGACUUCACAAGGCUGAGCGAAAAGCGGAAAGCUAUGUCAUCUUCUAGCUUUGAUGAUAUUUUGAAAGACCAAUCCGAAUCAAGAACAGCUAAUGGUGAAAUGCAGCAGUGGUUUCGUGAAGGUGUUGCAGGGCCAAUGUUCAGUUCAGGGAUGUGCACCCAAGUGUUUCAGUUUGAUGUCUCCUCAGCCUCAGGAGCCAUCAUCCCUGCUUCUCCAGCUACUGAACACUCUAAGAACACUACUGAUACACUCAAGAGAAACUACAACAGAAGAAUUUUCCCUGGUGGUCUUCUGAUAUCCGAUCUCAACCUAACCAAAGACCAAAACAGCUCUAGCAAAGAAAACUUCCGGGAAACCGAUCCCACCCCAUCAACGGUAGUAUCAGUACUUGUUGAUAUCGGAGAAAGUGGUGACGGAGACAUCAAUGUGAAGAUCGGAGGAGCAAAAUCACUGUCCAGAGUUUCCAUAGUCGUGCUUGUGGACGGUGUGAAGUAUGUAACAUACUCCUGCGUUCUUCCACAACCAGAAGUCCCUCAUCUCCUAAACACUUGA
Messenger RNA from Microthlaspi erraticum, 1848 nucleotides. Lineage: Eukaryota; Viridiplantae; Streptophyta; Magnoliopsida; Brassicales; Brassicaceae. The record is from the annotation of a GenBank genome assembly.